Messenger RNA from Acanthochromis polyacanthus (spiny chromis), 3655 nucleotides. RefSeq lists its product as uncharacterized. The transcript has 9 exons. The record is from RefSeq and is a predicted model, not a curated record. The coding region runs from base 133 to 3330 and encodes 1065 amino acids. Lineage: Eukaryota; Metazoa; Chordata; Actinopteri; Pomacentridae.
ACGGACCGUUAUUUCUGCUGCACGCUUCCGCUUCUGAUGCCGAUACGAGAAAGGAAAAUAUCAAAUCCAUAUGAGAAGCAUCCAUCCUCCUGCUGAGUUGAAGCCAGUCGGAGUAGCACAUUUACCUCCACUAUGGAGGACGGACACAGUAUGCACAUCACGAUUCAACGAGGCACGACCCUCCCUACCCUGAAGCGAUGCUCCACAUGCUGCAACGACUACCACUGCCCGUUCUGCUGCACAACGCUGUUCCGCCCACAGAAGUUCAGCAAAGUCCGAUGCCAUUUAGACAGCCAUUUUAACAGGGCGGUUGUCCACCAAGGAUAUACGAUUCACAGAUGUGGAUUAAAAUGCCGACCAAAAUGGCAUUACCACUGCGUCUAUUGUGGGUCAAUGCUGUCACGUAAACCAGACUUCUUAAAACACUUGUUUUUGUGCAAGACAAAGAAGGACCUUGCACUAACUACCACCACCCCAGCUCCACCCACCACCACCCCAGCUCCACCCACCACCACCCCAGCUCCACCCACCACCACCCCAGCUCCACCCACCACCACCCCAGCUCCACCCACCACCACCCCAGCUCCACCCAACACCACCCCAGCACCAACCACCACCACCCCAGCUCCACCCAACACCACCCCAGCACCAACCACCACCACCCCAGCUCCACCCAACACCACCCCAGCACCAACCACCACCACCCCAGCUCCACCCAACACCACCCCAGCACCAACCACCACCACCCCAGCUCCACCCAACACCACCCCAGCACCAACCACCACCACCCCAACACCACCCAACACCACCCCAGCACCAACCACCACCAUCCCAGCUCCAACCACUGCCCAAACUGAAUUGCGUCAAAGGGUUCUUGUGAAACCUGUAGUGCAAAAAGAAUGUCCCAUAUGCAAAGUUCUUAUGAACACAAGAAAUUUAAAAAGGCACAUAGAAAGGAAGCACACGAACAAACAUCAGGACAUAAUGAUAACCUCCCACCUCCAGAGUGAAUGCAUAGAUCCUGAGAAUGGAGUCUAUGCCGUCCACAAGUCCUUUCUGGGCACCAGUGUUCCUUUACAUGUUCAGAAUAAGAUCUGGGGGGAAAACCUGCGUGUUUGUUGUGAGUCAGCUGAGUGCCAGGAGAACAUGGAGCUGGCGUGGCAGAAUGGAUUCAAAGCGUAUCAAUGCAUACACCUCAAAUCAAUCCCAUACUGUACAUCGUAUGCCUCCUCUUCUGUGCUCCUGGAAGAAACACUUUCUGAGAUGGUGAGCAGCCAGUGGUUUGGUGAGGAUGAAAAGAAGAUGUGUCUCAAUCUGCAAAGUCUGGCCGAACAGAACCGUCUGCCUCUGUCUGUUCUCUCAAAAAUGGGAACCCCCGAAACAAAGAAAUACUUAUCCAUCUUUGAGCCCACAGUUUCAGACUAUAGUCGACUUGGAAGAGUCAUGGUGUCGUUCGACACAGAAAAGGAAUCAUGGGAUUGUCCUUGUGUGUCGACACAGACGUCCUGCCUCCACGAAUGUGUUGCCAAAUGGCACCUAUUUCAGACUCACCAUAAGCUGUUGGUCCGAAGCACUGAGGAGGAGGAAUGGCCAAGUCCCUCACCAACGACGGACAAAGACAGUCACGAUGAGGCUGAUGCUGAUGUUGAUGACAGUCAUUAUCCACCAAAACAUGAAAAAGUGAUCAAAGGCAUGGUUCAGUACCUUCUAAAGAGCAAGAAGUUACCUGCUGUCCUGCCAGAGCAGUUUUGGCUUCCAUCGAUGGAAACGCAAUACCCAAAGCAUCUGAUUCCAGAGGAGAUGAUGUGCCAGCUCUGUCCACAACAUGUUCCCCUCAGCGACCCAGUCCUCAUCACCAACAAGGCCAAGAUCCUCACCAGCAUCCGUAUCGUUGAAGAUGUUUCCACCUACUGUAAAUCAUGUCAUCAAUGUGGAACCUUCUACCGGUACCAGGAGUGGAAAGACGGCCUCCACAACUUCAAUGACCGGAUACUCCUUGACCUCCCUUUAUGCAUGACCAUCAGGAACAUGCUGCAGGUCCAUACUGCAGUGAGCAGAGUGGUCGAGUACUUGGAGUUGACCACAGAAGUCCAGUACCCUCCAGCAGAUACAGUCCUCCAUGGCUAUCUUCACUUUGAAGCCCUGACAGACCAUGAAUAUGAGUAUUCUUGUGUGACCUGUGGUGAUCAUCCACCAGUGGUCAUCAUGGGCGUCCACAGGGGAGCCUUCCAGUGGUCAGUUAGUGACCUUCCACAGCCCCCAGGAGACUUCAGUGGAGAGGUGGAUGUUGGACUGUUUUGGGAAACACUGUCAAUGGAGAGGAUUGGUCGAGGAUUUGUAUCAGGUCACCGAAGCAAUCUAUUUGCUGUUUCGCCAACCUUCCACUUUUGGGCUCCAUGGAUUGGCAGAAACACCCGUCGUGCAGACUCUGUCCUAAACACAGAAUUUCAGAAGGUCCGUCCACCGAAACAAGCUGAGGUCUGUGAAUUCAGUGUCACAGAAGAGCAGCUGAGAGAUAAACUGUGGAAGCAGAAGGUUGAGGUGCUUCGGAAUCUGUGCAGGGAAUGUGGACUGGAUUCCUCUGGAUCACACACUGACCUCCUCCUGAGAUUGUCCAGUGAAAUGAAGUCCAGGCAAACAUACGACAAGGUUUUCCAGAAAAUAUGGGCAGCCUCAGGCGGUUGGGCUGUGAUCACGUGCCCAUGCGGUGUUGUGUACAGCAUCAAGUGCAACAUCCGAGCAGAAAGCCCCCGGGACUUUGCUGACCUCCUACUCUCUUGGACACACAUGCCAAACAUCGUCAUAUACGACUUUGCACGUGGACUCGCCACGCAUACGAAUCUAAGAGAACCUGACCGGUUGCCUUUCAGCCCAUUUGAAGGACGGUUACGGGCCCCAAGCACAGAUACCAUAUCAAGAGCCAAAAGUGGGAAUCUGAAGGUGUCUCUGCCAUGGCUGAACUCUAAGAAACCAGUAGCAGAUUGUGAUGGCCAUCCAGUAACUGGUUCAGCACAGCGUUAUGCUCUGUAUGACCAGUUCCAUGAGGAUGAUAAGAAGGAUCCCAGAGACGCCCUGAGGAGACUGGACCUGGUCCCACAACUAGCAGGAAACGUGAGCAGUCAAACAGUGGAGCAACUGUUUGCAAAGAUGAAAAAGAACAACUACUUCUUCAACAGGGUUUCACCUUCAACCCAUCUGUUCCUCAUGAGAAACCUCAUCCACCAUUACAACACUCACAGAAACAAGCAGCGAGUGGACACCGUGAAGAAGGCCUUUAAACCCGAGGUAGGCAUGGACAUCUUCAACCAGGCGGUGCUGGAGAUCUUCUGACCAACUUUAAAUACACCACACCGACCCCACACCGCUGGUUCUGCUUUCCUCUGCCAAUAGAAACAUUACAACUAAACUUCCAGACUGAAAAUGACUUUUUAGCCCAGAGCUGUCCGAUCCUGAACACAAACAAACUCACUGUGGAAUAAAGAACUGAGUCUUCCCUGGGCUGCAUUUUACCACCCGUCUUAUUGCUCACGUGCCUCAUUCUGUUGACAUAUCUACAUCUGUUGAAUAUUUUUUUAUUUGCACAUAGUUUUCUACUUUAUAUCUAUAGCUGGGAGUCACCAAUCGAAAUGACAAUAAAGAUUCUUGAUUAAUUAUU